GUAAACAAUCGCAAACGUGAUCGUUGUUUACGUUCCAAUAACAGCCAUUAUUGCUUCAAAUCCCUAACUAAUCAAACUUUUAAAUUCAAGUUGAUAGUAGUCUUUGUUGUCUUUUAGCCAUCCACAAUCUUUAUCUUCAAAAUGUUUACAAUUUUUAUUUCUUCUCCUAACCAAUGUGUCAUUAAAUUUGUUCAAUUAAUGGCUGUACUCUUAUGAUGAAAGAAGUCCUUAAUUACAGCAGUAUUCUUCACAAAUUGACAUGGAAAAUAAAGGAGAUCAAUCAUCAAACACAGACAUGCAUUCAAAUGAUGGUGUGGUGAAAAUAACUGUGCAUCACUGUGAGCUGAAAUUAGAGAAAUUACUAGUGCAGCCUGUUGUAUGUAUGCAUGUUGUCGAUUCUAGUCAUGGAUGCUAUGUUAAAAAGCAAGAUAGCAAAAGAGCUGUUACAUCUUUUUAUGAAAACCAACGAGGCGAUAUUGAUUAUAUUUUACCCAUAAUGACUCAACCAUGUACAAUUCAAGGAAAAAAAUUACAACUACUGCAGUGGGAAGAAUCUUUCAUUUUAAAUGAAAAUAUGGAACACCUAUUGAAAAAAGAAAUAAGCACUAUCUUAUUUUUUGAGGUCAUAGAUUUAGUACCUUUGACCUUCACAAAAUAUCACUAUGAAAGAUUAAAUGAAAAUGGUAUGCAAAAGUUAGGAUGGGCAUUUUUAAAGGUUUUAGGAUCAAAUGAUGCAGUUAAUAUUGGGAAUAAACUGCGUCUUCAGUUAUACAAGCCUCACAUUUCGCGUAAAAAGAAAACUAGUCAACUUGAAGUAUUUAAAUGGUGGUCCUCGAAACCCAGAAUUCCUCUUCCAGCAUCUCUUUAUAUUUCUUUUGAAAGACAUAACAUAUCUACUAUUGAACCAGCUCUCCGUUCUAUGUUACCACUGCAAGAGGAAACUGGCUCAUCUGUUGGAGGAAAAGGGUUGGGAGCAUCUAAUGAAUCUGCUGUUCCCUCCCCGAAUGACAAUGCUAGUGUUUCAGGCAAUAAUAAUAGUGAAGUUAAAUGGUCCAGAAAGAUGGGUGAACCUUUUAAAAUACCAUUCCAUCAUACUCUAAUGCUUGAAUCUGCAACCAAGUGCCAAAUACUAAAAUUCAGCUCCUUGGGCCGUUUAUUAAUUGCUGGCUGUGGUACAACGGGGCAGCAUUCUCUCUUCAUUUAUGAAAUUCCAUCUGGUAAAUUUUUACGAAAAAUGUUUGCCCAUUCUGAUGUAAUUUAUGAUUUUGAUUGGUCUGAAAAUGAUGAACGGCUUUUAAGUGCCUCUGCUGACUAUUCUGUGAAAUUAUGGAAUGCCAAAUCAUGGAAUCUAAUAUCUCCAUUCCCUCAUCCAUCUUUUGUAUAUACUGCAAAAUUCCAGCCUUCUAUGAAGAAUAAUAUAGUUACUGGAUGUUAUGAUCAUGUCAUUCGUAUUUGGACAUUUCAUAAAUCUCCUCAACUACUUCAAGAGCUAGAAGAACAUAAUUCGGCUGUGAAUGCUCUUUGCUGGCAUAAUAAAAGCAUGAAGUUAUUUUCUGCUGAUAGUAAUGGUGAAAUAAAAAUGUGGAGGAUUCCAUCUUAUCAAAGAAAUUCUAAUAAAGAUUUUAAUAAUUAUGUACUGGAUAAAGAGCUCUGUUUCCAUGAAGUAAAGGGAGUAUCAGUCAACAGAUUGGUUACUAAUACUAAUGAAGAUAUUCUUUUCCUCUUUUGUGGUGAUGGUAGCAUUAGGCUUAUAGAUGUAUCUAUUGGAAGAAUUUCUAUCUGCUUCUUAAGUUUCUCAAAAUAUCAAAACAUUACCGUUGGAUGCUGUUCGCCAUGUGGAAAUUUGCUAUUUCUGUGCAAUGAAAAUGGAUGUGUGCAAGUUUGGACUCGAAAAUCUUCUAAAAUUACAGAAAGUUUAUCCAACACUUAUCAUCGUUGUCAGUUAACUUCAAUUGAUUACCACCCUCUGGACCAUAUCUUAGCUUUAAGUACGUCUGAAGAUGGUGGGCCUAUACAUGUGUAUACUUAUAAAGAAUCAGACGAAUCGUGUGAAGCCAAAGAAUUAAAUACUUCAGAAAAAGACCGCAAGACAAACAGUCCCGAUUCAAGCAGUUCUCAUAAAGAAAGCAAAAUUGAAAGAAAAGGUUCAAAAAUAAUGAGCCCUAAUGCUCUGGCUCCCAGUGGUACUCCAAUGAAAAAUAAGAAUGAGUUGAAAAAUUACCUGAUGACAUCACCUGAAAAACCAAGGAUUAUAUCAAAGCGAAAUCCUCCUAAAAGUUAUUUUUAUAAUACUGAAACUAGCAGUGAUGAAGGAUUUGCCAGAUUAUCUUUAAGUGCUAAGAAAGAUUCUUCAGAAUGUGAAUCAGCUGAAUAUGAAAAAUCUGAAAAAUACUCUAAAGAAAGUAGACAUUUUGAAUCUUUUACCACAAAUGCAGUAAAAUCUGGACAUUUAAAUGUAGUUCCAGCUCCUGACAAGUAUAUUGUAUCAGAUAGCCAUGCUUCUGGGAGCCAAAUUUCUGACUCUGGAUAUCCAGAUUCGUUUCAAAGAAGCUCUAAAAGAUCUCAGAGACGUAGAAAGCUGAGAGAAAUGAACAAAUCUGACUAUUAGUUUUCAAAUGCAUCAAAAAUUAUUUUUGAAAGAAAAUGUUAUUUCUUAGGAUGCCAUAUAAUUAUAUUAAAAUUUAUUUAAAUAAACAUGUCAUGAGAAAUUUCUUAUAUUUCUGAAGUAUAAAUGUGUAAUUUUGAAUCAGUAGUUUGAAGUAUUCGUAAUUAUUUUUACUUUUAACAAUCAAUAUGUAUAUAAAUUAGGUUAGAAAGCAAAUUUACUUU
Messenger RNA from Argiope bruennichi, 2829 nucleotides. Its product is annotated as jouberin-like. Lineage: Eukaryota; Metazoa; Arthropoda; Arachnida; Araneae; Araneidae. Gene Ontology annotation, molecular function: protein binding. Gene Ontology annotation, cellular component: ciliary basal body. The coding region runs from base 260 to 2608 and encodes 782 amino acids. Gene Ontology annotation, biological process: motile cilium assembly. The transcript is spliced from 21 exons. The record is from RefSeq and is a predicted model, not a curated record.